Messenger RNA from Uloborus diversus, 1447 nucleotides. Its product is annotated as lactosylceramide 4-alpha-galactosyltransferase-like. Gene Ontology annotation, molecular function: hexosyltransferase activity. The transcript has 5 exons. The record is from RefSeq and is a predicted model, not a curated record. Gene Ontology annotation, biological process: glycosphingolipid biosynthetic process. Lineage: Eukaryota; Metazoa; Arthropoda; Arachnida; Araneae; Uloboridae. The coding region runs from base 312 to 1346 and encodes 344 amino acids.
CGGUAGCGCAGUUGGUUGGCGCGUCAUUGUAGUAAUCCCGAGGUGGUGGGUUCGAUUCCCGCCCGUUGCCCUGGUUGUAAUUUCCCUCUCUGUGCUGUUAAUUCUGUCUGCAUAAACAGGUCCUGUGUGACCAAGUACACGAACUCGAAAUGUAUGUUGUCAAUAAAUAAAAAAAAAUAAAUAAAUAAAGCAUGACAGCCGGAGGAAAUACGAAGAAUUCAUGCUAUAUUGUGCCUGAAAAACUUAAUUAUUCGUAUUCCGUAUUUCUUAAAUUGUAAUAGUGAUUAAAUUAUCCGAAUGCAGUGGAAGCGAUGAACUUCCGUCCAGAAAUGCGAGGCAGAAAACUUCUCCUAAAGUCAUUGGUUGUUAUUCUAUUCACAUUGGUGGUCAUUAUUUAUUACACACACACAGACAAUCUUUCCAAAACAGAUUUUGAACCAUCUUUCAUUUAUGAGUGUCCAAGUAAUAGCUCAUCACAGCACAAAAAUGUGCAUCAUGUUUGCUUCGGAGAACCACGAAUCUUCUUUGUCGAAACCUCAGGUGUAUCUGUACUAAAUUCUCGACAAGCAUGUGCAAUUGAAUCUACUGCUCAUCAUAAUCCUUCAUAUCAAGUGAUUGUUCUCAUGAUGUCUGUUAAAGAUAUUGACUUCCAUCAUUACUUAGCUGAAAACCUUCAAAAAUUACCCAAUGUUAAGUUUUACAGACUAAAUAUAGAAGCAUUCACUUAUGGUACUCCCAUUUUUGAAUGGUAUCAAGCAGGAAAGUGGAAAAACAGUCAAUGGAAGGCAAGCCAUUUAAGUGAUUCUUUAAGAUACUUGCUAAUGUGGAAGUAUGGGGGGAUGUACUUGGAUUUAGACAUAGUUGCAUUGAAAUCCAUGGAGAAUAUAACCAACUCUGCCAUCACAGAGAACUGGGAUCGAGUGGCUGCCGGACUGCUCUUUUUUGAGAAAGGGCAUGAACUAAUGAAACGCUGCAUGUAUGACUUUGCUGAAAAUUAUGAUCCUUAUAACUUUGUAAAAAAUGGACCUGGUAUCAUAACAAAACAAAUCAAAGAACUUUGUGAUAUUGACAAAAUUGAUAAAGUUUCUGGUGCCGAAUGUGAUGUUGAUAUUUUGCCACCAGAGGCGGCGUUCCCAAUUCCGUAUGAUGAAUGGGAAAAAUAUUUCGUCCCUUCAAGUGUAAAUAAUGUUACUGAAAGAUUUCGCUCUAGUUUUUUAAUUCAUGUUUGGAAUAAGUACAGCAAAAGCAAAAAACUUAUUAUUGGUCAAAGUAGUUUAUAUGAAAAAGCAAUUGAGCAGAAUUGCCCUAUAGUGUAUAAGCAUGCUCAAAGAAUCGGCUAUAUUUAAUGUGUUCAUUACAAUAUUUGUGUUUAAUUUUUCAGUUUUGUUUCUACUUAAUAUUGUUUUUGUAAAUAACAUAACCAAGGAUUAAAAACAAAUAAAAUUUA